AUGGGUAUUAAAUGUUGUAAACCAAAGAUUUUAGAAGAGAAGGAUGAUGUUUUAUCAGCACUAGAUGUGUCUCUUCAUCCUAAUAUUUCAUCGAUUGCCAAAAAAUCCUCACCGGUCGGAAAGUGCCGGGAUUGUCGUAAACCAAAUACUGAUAUAUAUAAAAAGAUACGUGCAUAUCUUCAAAAUAGUAACUUCGAAGAUCGAACCACCAUAAAAAUUUAUGGAUUCACUCAAGAUCCACACACUCAAGAUUACAUGAUAGUAACUGAAUAUGCAAAUCAAGGAAAUUUAAGGAGUUUUCUCGUUCAAAAUCAUCGAGUUUUAAAUUGGGAAAGAAGGCUACAACAAAAACGUUCUUCAGAUAUUAUCCCUACUUUUAAUGAAGCAGACCCAAAAAAACCAUCAGGAAAUGGACUUAAUAGAUUGGCCGUUGAUCCAGCAGUCUUGAAAAUCCAUCCUGACGCACAUUAUACUAGUAGACCACUUAAUUUUAUGGACCUUCCAGAACCAACGAAUUUCUUUAGUCGUGUUCGUCAUGAUUCUGCAUUUGCAAGUGCUAAAAGAAACGGAUAUCCUUAUGAAAGCGUCAGAAGACAAGAUGAACAUCCACCUUUGCCUCAAGUUGAUCUUGAACAACUUCGAACCCCUUCAAUGGCAAUUUCCGGUCCUAUAUAUACUGCAUUAUUGCGUAAACAUUAUCGAGCAGAUAAAAUAUUUUUUAAUGAACUCGAGCAUAAAGAUUUAGAUAAUGUAGAUAAUGUAGAUAAUGAUACUAGUUCACAUUCACAAGCAGAAAUAUCAGAAGUUGCCUCUACGCGUUAUUCAGAAAUUCUUUCAACACCAGAAUCAGAAAGAAAAUCAAUAAACUAUUCACGUUAUUCUCUAGCAUUAGUAGCAGAACUUCAACGACGAUCCACACCAAGAUUAAUUGAUCAAUUACGAAAAGGAAAAACCCGAGAAUAUCCAGAAACCAGAGGAAUAAUAAUUCCUGAAAAACAUAAAAAUCGAUAUUCGAAUGAUACUGUUAACACUUUAAAUAAUGUUAAAUCAUCUCGUAAAAACUCGAUAAAUUCGUCAAAUGGAAAAAGCACACGAACAACUAAACAGAUUAAAUUUAAUAAUUAUAGCGAAUAUAGUGACCAGAAUUAUAUAAAUGCAUAUAAUAAUCAAUUAAAAGAAUUACAACAACUACAUCAACAACAAUUACAAGAUUUACAGUUUCAACAACAACAGCAGCAGCAAAAUAUCCAACAACAACAACAACAACAAUUACAAGAUAUACAAUCAAAGCAACAACUUCAAGAUGUACAACGAUUACAAGAAAUACAACAGCAUCAAUUACAAGACAUACAACAGCAUCAAUUACAGAACACAAAGCAGCAAGAAUUACAUGAAUUACAACAACAUGAAUUACAUGAAUUACAACAUGAAUUACAUCAAGACAUACAACAGCAACAGCAACAAUUUCAAGAUAUACAACAAUUACAGAGUAUACAUCAACAAGAGAUACAACUUCAUCAAGAAAAUGUUUAUUAUGAUUCAGAUCAAAUCUCUGGAGAGAUGGAGGAAUUUGAUAUGGAAGAUAUAGACGUGUUGCAAUAUGUUCGUAGACAGCCCAUAGUUCAACAAGCCAGAAGGUUGAAGAUUACAUCAUAUCCAAGUGUGUUUAUUACUCGUAUUCAACACAAUCCAAUGUCAUCAUCAUCGUCAAUAUCAGGACUUUGA
This is a messenger RNA of Diversispora eburnea, 1725 nucleotides long. NCBI's taxonomy places the organism in Eukaryota, Fungi, Glomeromycota, Glomeromycetes, Diversisporales, Diversisporaceae. The record is from the annotation of a GenBank genome assembly.